AAAGCCUUGUGGGACUCACUCGGUCACUGCCUCAGAGUUUGUUUUCAUAAGAUGCUUACAGCUCAACCAAGAUCCACUGGCAACUCAGACCUCUCCGCUGCCGCCGGGCUCACGGCGGCGAUUAGCGGCGCCGGGACCAAUGGAAGGUUGAGCAGAGCAACCCAGGUUCCGGUUUUCCAAACCCGGGUCGGAAAAAAUCGUGGGUCGGUAAGAGCAGUGAUCAGUGGUGGAGACAACAAAACUGUGGUGGAGACCUCCAAGGACUACAAUGGGUCGGUGUUGUCUUCUUCAAGUCGUGGUGGGGUUAGAGAUGUUAAGGCAGUGAUUACUAUCAGGAAGAAGAUGAAAGAGAAGAUCAGUGACAAGAUUGAAGAUCAGUGGGAGGGUUUUAUUAAUGGGAUUGGUCAGGGCAUCUUGAUUCAGCUCAUCAGUGAAGAGAUUGAUCCUGUGACCAACUCUGGAAAGUGCAUAGAAUCUUAUGUCCGGGGCUGGUUGCCAAAGCCAUCAAGCCAUCCUCGCAUAAUCGAAUACGCUGCUAACUUCAAAGUGCCACAUGACUUUGGAUGUCCUGGUGCUAUUUACAUUACCAAUUUUCACAGCAAGGAGUUCCACUUGAUGGAGAUUGUCGUUCACGGUUUUAACGAAGGCCCUGUAUUUUUCCCUGCUGAUACAUGGAUUCAUUCACGGAAAGAUAAUCCCCAAAGCCGUAUUAUCUUCAAAAAUCAGGCAUAUUUACCAUCACAAACACCACCUGGCAUUAAAGAUCUUCGACAUGAAGACUUGCGCUGUAUUCGGGGCAACGGGAAAGGUGAGAGAAAGCUGCAUGAUAGAAUUUACGAUUAUGCCACUUACAAUGAUUUGGGUAAACCCGAAAAGUCUGAGGAUUUAGCUAGGCCAGUCCUAAGUGGUGAGAAGUGGCCUUAUCCCAGGCGCUGUCGAACUGGACGACCUCCAACUAAGAAAGAUCCAAAUUCUGAGAGUAGAAUUGAAAAGCCCCAUCCCGUGUAUGUUCCCCGAGAUGAAGCUUUUGAGGAGAUUAAACAGAACACUUUCACAGCUGGAAGAUUGAAAGCUCUGUUACACAAUCUGUUACCACUUAUUGCUUCUACAUUGUCAAGUUCGGAUAUCCCCUUCAAUUGCUUUUCAGAUAUAGAUAAGUUAUAUAAUGACGGUAUUGUUUUGAAAGAUGAUGAUCAAAAAGAAGUAAAUGAGAAGCAGUUUCUUGGCAAGUUGAUGGAACGGGUACUGACUGCGGGGCAAAAGUUGAAGUACGACAUACCAGACAUAAUUAAAAGGGAUAGAUUUGCAUGGCUGCGUGACAAUGAGUUUUCACGCCAGGCGUUGGCAGGGGUCAACCCAGUAAACAUUGAACUCUUGAGGGAGUUUCCGAUUCUCAGCAAACUAGAUCCUGCAGUUUAUGGUCCACCGGAGUCUGCAAUAACGAAAGAUUUGAUAGAACAGGAACUGAAUGGAAUGAGUGUCAAAGAGGCUAUUGAGAACAAGAGGUUGUUUAUACUCGACUACCAUGACAUGCUUUUACCAUUUAUCGAGAAGAUGAACUCCUUGCCGGGGAGAAAAGCUUAUGCCUCUAGGACAGUUUUCUUCUACAACCGUGCUGGUUUUUUAAAGCCGAUUGCUAUAGAGCUUUCACUUCCUCUGACACCUUCUUCAUCAAUGAACAAGCGCAUUUACACUCAUGGACAUGAUGCUACGACUCAUUGGAUUUGGAAGCUAGCCAAAGCUCAUGUUUGUUCCAAUGAUGCUGGUGUUCAUCAACUAGUCAACCACUGGUUGAGGACUCAUGCAUGCAUGGAACCUUACAUAAUUGCUACUCAUAGGCAUCUAAGCUCGAUGCACCCCAUUUACAAGCUGCUCCAUCCUCAUAUGCGCUAUACAUUAGAAAUCAAUGCACUUGCGAGGCAGAGUUUGAUAAAUGGAGGGGGAAUAAUCGAGGCUUGUUUUAGUCCCGGAAAGUAUUCCAUGGAAAUAAGCUCUGCAGCCUACAAGAGUAUGUGGCGAUUUGAUAUGGAGGCACUGCCGGCAGAUUUAAUCCGGAGGGGUAUGGCUGUUGAGGAUCCUUCAAUGCCCCAUGGCUUGAAACUUGUGAUCGAGGACUACCCUUAUGCAGCCGAUGGAAUCCUCAUAUGGUCCGCUAUAGAAGAAUUGGUGAAAUCCUAUGUUGAACACUUCUAUUCUGAGCCCAAUUCGAUAACAUCUGACAUUGAACUCCAAUCGUGGUGGAACGAGAUAAAAAACAAGGGUCACCACGAUAAAAGAAACGAGCCUUGGUGGCCUAAACUCAACACGAAAGAGGACUUAUCUGGCAUCCUAACCACAAUGAUUUGGAUUGCUUCAGGUCAGCACGCUGCAAUAAACUUCGGGCAGUACCCCUUUGGAGGGUAUGUUCCUAAUCGACCAACCCUUAUGCGAAAACUCAUUCCUUGUGAAGAUGAUCAUGAUUUCGAGAAGUUCAUUCAUAACCCUCAACAUACUUUCCUCUCAUCUUUGCCGACUCAACUUCAAGCUACUAAAGUAAUGGCCGUUCAAGACACUUUGUCAACUCACUCUCCAGAUGAGGAGUACUUGGGUCAGAUUCACCAUCUUCAGAGCCACUGCAUCAAGGAUCACGAAGUUUUGAAAUUGUUUGAGAAAUUCGCCAACAGAUUAGAGGAGAUAGAGAAGGUUAUACAUGGAAGAAAUAAGGAUGCUCGGCUUCACAACCGAAGUGGUGCUGGUAUUCCUCCAUAUGAAUUGCUUCUUCCCUCAUCAGGUCCGGGGGUGACCGGUCGUGGUGUUCCUAACAGCAUCUCUAUCUGAAAGAAGCCUCUAAUUUGUUGUCAACUCUUUUUUUUUUUUGUGUGUUGGAAGCUGUUGUAGAUUUUGUUGUUGGCAUGGAGUUCUUGAGAGUGAUUGUAAUGGCUACCAUGAGCUCUAUAGUCUGAAUGAACAAGUUGUAUGUAAACAAACAUGGAUGUUAGUGAAUUUGUGAAUCAUUAUGACUAGUAGGUUUGAACUCA
Camellia sinensis is the source of this 3017-nucleotide messenger RNA. It is a transcript of the gene LOX6, whose product is annotated as PLAT/LH2 domain-containing lipoxygenase family protein. Gene Ontology annotation, molecular function: oxidoreductase activity, acting on single donors with incorporation of molecular oxygen, incorporation of two atoms of oxygen; metal ion binding; protein binding. The record is from RefSeq and is a predicted model, not a curated record. NCBI's taxonomy places the organism in Eukaryota, Viridiplantae, Streptophyta, Magnoliopsida, Ericales, Theaceae. Gene Ontology annotation, biological process: lipid oxidation.